Pseudogymnoascus verrucosus is the source of this 1708-nucleotide messenger RNA. It is a transcript of the gene ENT3, whose product is annotated as epsin N-terminal y-containing protein. NCBI's taxonomy places the organism in Eukaryota, Fungi, Ascomycota, Leotiomycetes, Thelebolales, Thelebolaceae. The transcript is spliced from 4 exons. Gene Ontology annotation, biological process: endocytosis; Golgi to endosome transport. Gene Ontology annotation, molecular function: phospholipid binding; clathrin binding. Gene Ontology annotation, cellular component: clathrin vesicle coat; endosome; plasma membrane. Bases 130 to 1701 code for a protein of 523 amino acids. The record is from RefSeq and is a predicted model, not a curated record.
AUUGUCCACUCCGUCCGGCCUCCAUUAUAUAUAAAAUACACCCCCCAUCCACAAGCACCAUCGACAUCACGCCCUCUUCUCUUCCCCUUGUCGCACGCACUUCCUAAUAUAUAUCUCAUCUCGCCCAUCAUGAACUUCGACUCCCUCAAGGAGCAGGUCACCAACCUGUCUCUCUAUGACAUCAAGGCCGGCGUCCGGAAGGUCCAGAAUGCGGUUAUGAAUUAUACGGAGAUGGAGGCGAAGGUUAGGGAGGCUACGAAUAAUAAUCCUUGGGGAUCUUCUACGACGGACAUGCAAGAGAUAGCCAACGGCACAUACAACUACCAACUCCUCAACGAAAUCAUGCCCAUGAUCUACAAGCGCUUCACCGAAAAAGCCGCCGACGAAUGGCGCCAAAUCUACAAAGCCCUCCAGCUCCUCGAGUUCCUCAUCAAGAACGGCUCCGAGCGUGUCAUCGACGACGCCCGCUCCCACCUCACCCUCCUCAAAAUGCUGCGCCAAUUCCACUUCAUCGACGCCAACGGCAAGGACCAGGGCAUCAACGUCCGCAAUCGCGCUAAGGAACUCACUGAGCUCCUCUCAGACGUCGAGAGGAUCAGGACGGAACGCAAGAAGGCACGCGCUACGAGACAGAAAUACACGGGUGUGGAAGGCGGCGCUGGGCUCGGCGGAGGCGGCGGCUCUAGUCGCUUCGGAGGGUUCGGGAGUGAAGAGAGAGGUGACUUCGGCGGAUACAGUGGCGGCGUAUUCGGUGACGGCGGAGGCUUCGGUGGUCAGCAGAGCGGAGGCGAUUACGAACCCUCUCGCGCGGGCGGUAGCAGUGGCGGCGGAGACAGAUUCGAGGAAUACGACGAGUACGACGAAGGCGUCUCCUCCCCCUCCAGCAGGCGGCGUCCCGAACCCACCCGCACCACCCCACGCGCAGGUACAGAGCGCAGUACCGCAAAGCCCAAGGCCGCACCACCCGCUCCCAAAGCUCCGGAGGUAGAUCUCUUCUCCUUUGACGAGCCCUCUCCCGCCCCUGGCCUCGGCGCCGUGGCUCCAACAUCCCACGCCCUCGCCGCGGGGAACGAUGAUGACGACGAUUUCGACGAUUUCCAAUCCGCUGCCCCAGCGCCGUCCGCACCGGCUACAACGUCAACGACGACGGCGUACACGCAGUUCGCCUCCCCGCAACCUGUGUCAGCCCCGAAACAAGCUGAUCUCUCAACGAUGAUGGGAGCUGCCUCUCUUUCCCCGGUGCCGAGCUCGACAUCCACCCCAGUGAACUACUCCGCUUUCUCUAUCCCCGCUCCUUCUUCCUCUUCUUCUGCUGGUGCUGGUGCGGCUGCGCAGGCAUUCCGCCCCCAGCCGGCGCAGACGAGUAGUUAUCAAUCCGCGCAACCUAACUACUUCACCUCCGUCCAAGCCCCUGGCGCCGCAUCCACUAGCAGCGCGCCUAUGACUGCUACUUUUACUGGCUCUGGAGCAACCACCUCAGGUGCCGCAGCAGCUAAACCAAAGGCGAGCGGUGACGCGUUUGGGAAUCUGUGGAAUACAGCCAGCGCGGGUGUUAAGAAAUCGGCUGCCCCUGCGCAAGGGCCGGCGCUGGGACAGUUGGCGAGGGAGAAGGCGACGCAGGGGAUUUGGGGGGCGGGAGCGCCGAAGACGCAGAGUGGGAAUGUGGGUGGGGGAAGUGGGUUGGAUGAUUUACUUGGUUAAGUUGGAG